Messenger RNA from Colletotrichum truncatum, 468 nucleotides. RefSeq lists its product as uncharacterized. The record is from RefSeq and is a predicted model, not a curated record. NCBI's taxonomy places the organism in Eukaryota, Fungi, Ascomycota, Sordariomycetes, Glomerellales, Glomerellaceae.
AUGCGCCAUCUGUUCAGUCUCAUCCUUGUCUCCAGCUUGGCCUUUGGUGCCCCUAACCGCGCGUCUGUCGAAAGCGAUGCUCCGGUUUUCGAGAUAGAAAGAUUCUACGCUGGCGGCUUGCCCCCAACGAACCGUAACUUUGCAAUGUUCUCCAUCAGACCUACGCCAGGCUCCGGCUUCGCCAACUGUUCUGUAAACACCGAGACCGGGCCCGUAGUCCCCACCGUCACGAAGAUGGUCUGCUCCGACCACAACGCCAUCACAUGGAGCCUCGAGCCGAUGGGAACUGGGAUGCAUUUCAGAGUAUGGUAUGCGUUCACAAGCCACGGUUCGCAGUUUGGGGAGAUUCACUUCGACCCGGCCAAUUUUACGACCACGACAUUGCAAGGUGGGGGCCGAGUACAGUCGUAUUCUGGCAGACACAUGUUCAAAUUGCCUACUAGACUCGUGUUUCCGGCAUCAGGGUAG